Propithecus coquereli (Coquerel's sifaka) is the source of this 819-nucleotide messenger RNA. RefSeq names its product aquaporin 7 (gene AQP7). Gene Ontology annotation, molecular function: glycerol channel activity; urea transmembrane transporter activity; water channel activity. The record is from RefSeq and is a predicted model, not a curated record. Lineage: Eukaryota; Metazoa; Chordata; Mammalia; Primates; Indriidae. The transcript is spliced from 6 exons. Gene Ontology annotation, cellular component: plasma membrane; basolateral plasma membrane. Bases 1 to 819 code for a protein of 272 amino acids. Gene Ontology annotation, biological process: glycerol transmembrane transport; water transport.
AUGGGCUUGGGUUGCUGCUUCAGGCCCACCCGCAGCUCCAGGAUGAACUCCAGUGUGGUAGUAACAAGGAUGCAUGCAGCACUGCGGACGCAGCUGGUACGGGAGUUCCUGGCUGAGUUCAUGAGCACAUAUGUCAUGAUGGUGUUUGGCCUCGGUUCCGUGGCCCAUAUGGUUCUAGGAGAUAAAAAACUCGGGAGCUACCUCGGUGUCAACUUGGGUUUUGGCUUCGGAGUCACCAUGGGAGUGUACGUAGCAGGCGACAUCUCUGGGGCCCACAUGAAUGCGGCAGUGACCUUUACUAGCUGUGCAUUAGGUCGCAUGUCCUGGAAGAAGUUUCCUGUGUACGUGGUGGGUCAGUUCCUGGGCUCCUUCAUGGCUGCUGCCACCAUCUACAGCCUCUUUUACCCAGCCAUUAUCCGCUUCUCGGGUGGAGAGCUGACAGUGAUCGGUCCCACAGCCACCGCUGGCAUUUUUGCCACCUACCUUCCAGAUUACAUGACACUGUGGCGGGGCUUCCUGGAUGAGGUGUUAGUGACGGGGAUGCUCCAGCUGUGUCUCCUCGCCAUCACGGACAAGAAGAACCCAGAAUUUCAAGGGACACAGCCCCUGGUGAUUGGCGUCCUUGUUGUCAUCAUUGGGGUGUCCCUAGGCAUGAACUCAGGAUAUGCUAUCAACCCCUCCCGGGACCUGCCCCCCCGCUUCUUCACCUACCUUGCCGGCUGGGGCAAGCAAGUCUUCAGGUGGCAUUAUCUACCUGCUCUUCAUUGGCUCCAACACCCCACGGAAGCCCGAGAAGUUGGAGGACCCUGCGGCAUUUGA